GCCUUGGGAGAGGGGCUGAAGGAAAACCGCAGUUUGAAGUGGCUUUCGCUCUCCGGAAACAGCAUCGGUGAUGUCGGUGCACAGGCCUUGGCCGCCGCGAUCAUCGAGAACCGAAGUCUGCAGUGCCUUCGUGUCGACAAAUCCCUUCACAACACACCUGGUGGCAAGGCUCUGAUAGAGGCGGAGAAGGUGAAGAGAGAGCGGGGCGAGAGGUUUGGGAUUGAGUG
Messenger RNA from Cladocopium goreaui, 227 nucleotides. Lineage: Eukaryota; Dinophyceae; Suessiales; Symbiodiniaceae. The record is from the annotation of a GenBank genome assembly.